Messenger RNA from Cordyceps fumosorosea ARSEF 2679, 4017 nucleotides. Its product is annotated as MAP kinase kinase kinase, SSK22. Gene Ontology annotation, biological process: stress-activated MAPK cascade; protein phosphorylation. The record is from RefSeq and is a predicted model, not a curated record. Gene Ontology annotation, cellular component: cytoplasm. The transcript has 2 exons. Gene Ontology annotation, molecular function: MAP kinase kinase kinase activity; ATP binding. Lineage: Eukaryota; Fungi; Ascomycota; Sordariomycetes; Hypocreales; Cordycipitaceae. Bases 1 to 4017 code for a protein of 1338 amino acids.
AUGGCGAGCCUUUCACCCAGCGGUUCGCGAAUCCCUGGUGCCGACCAAGACGACGUUUUACGAAUCGACUUUGCAUCGCCAGAGCACACCAUGGCCGCGACUACCGCCAAAGCAGAGCUAUCUGACGGCUCGACCCCGGACUUCCACGAUGCAGCCCAAAACCACCAGAAGCUAGUUGAUGAAUCUGGCUUGCAAGAACAUCCCGAUGCCUCCCCAGAUAACGAAGAUGCCACCGGCGCCCUGGUAAACGGCACGGCCGGUAACCAGCGUGGCCCCAGCGGCGACGACCAGCCACAUAUCCAACGACCCCUCGGCCCGACAAGAACACCAUCCAGCACAUACAACCCGUCGACAUCUCGAAGGCCACGACCGCCCCAGACAGAAUCAACCUUCGAUGGAACUGUCCGAUCGUCCUCUGCAACGCGCCCGUGGCCGAGUGAUAGUAGAUUUCGCGCCCAGGAACGGGCCUACGUGCAAAAAUUACGACAAGAAUACGAUGGCGAGUAUUUCAAUCAAUACGACAAUAUCGGCAACGACUCAGACUCGGAUGGCGAGACGCCGUCGUCUGAAAGCCCCUUUGAUGAUCGUCUCGAACAAGACACUAUCAUGUUCUACGGAAAUGAUAACGUGCUACCAACCGAAGACGAAUUGAAGGACCCCGAGAGUCGAGAAAGGCUCGAGUGGCAUGGUAUGCUCGAAGCUGUCCUGACGGGCGAUGUCGUGCGGCAAGAGAAGAAGAGGCUGAUUGGCUCGUCCGAUCAGGCUGUCGGAAAGACUGGUCACAAAUCAGAACUCUGGAUCGGUGUCCGCAGCAAGGUGUGCGGCCGACAUCUUCCAGUGCAGAAGCGCGUCGUGGAGGAGGCGCGCGCCACUCUCGAUCGAACACUGGACGACAUUAUCAACUUCAAAGUCAAGGGCGAGAGCGAGGCAGGCAAAAAUCCCUACGAGCAGGUCUGCGACAUUGUCACCUCGAUCGAAAAGUGUGAAAGCCUGUAUCCUUCCUGGGUUGCCCUCAUUGCUGAGCAUCCAACGGCGGCCUCGCCACACUUCAGUGAGGCCUACGGCGCAAUCUUGUCUUGGUAUAAUACCAAUGAAAUGAUCAACACUGAGCUGUCUAUUCUCAAGAAGUGGGUUGGCAACGAUGAGCUCGACUUCUCCCGCACCAAACAGCGGUCGCCAGCCGUGGACGGCAUUGCACCCGACGAAGCUUCAUUCCUGGACAGACUCAUGAAAGAAGACGGACUGCAAUCCUUGUUUGACGACACGAUCCCGGAAAAGCCCAAAGGCAUGCUGCCGCCCAUCGGAAUGGUCAUCUCAAAGGCCAAGGAGACCUUCAUCUGCAACUCUGAACCCUUUCAGAAACGACACCUGCCACCCUACUUGGAUGAGCUCUUGACACUCAUCAGCUUUCCAUCUAGACUCAUCGAAGAGAUUACGCGAAUGCGUCUUGCUUACGCUAGGAGAGUUAAGGAGACCGCCCAGCAGAAUCCCUUGAUGCAGGAUCAGAUGAUUUCACAGUUCCAGCUGCUGCUCAAGGCAGCCAUUCGAAUCAAAGGAGAUUACCUUACAAUAGAAAAGCCCGAGCCAGGUUGGGAUCUCCCUCCAUGCAUCGACGAAUCCUUUGACCACGUGGUGCUGGAGGCGUUGAAGUACUACUUCAAGAUGCUCAACUGGAAGCUCACCGGCAACAGGAACACGUUCAAGGAAGCUGAACUGUUGUUCCAGGAGUGGGAGUUUGCAAACGAUAUUGGCAGGCAGCUGCAGCGUGGCCAUAUCGAGGUUGCCGAGCAGUUUAGCUCGCUGACCCUGAAGGCCAUCAGCCGUCUCAGCCAGACAUUUGAGAGAGAGUUGCAAGCCAAAUCAGGUGAAUCGGCCGCCGAGAUGACGAAGCGAUACAAGGCUUGCCUGGACUCGGUCCGUGUGCGCCAGCGAAUGCUGCAGCGUUUCUCGCGCAUGCUCAGCGACAACUACGAGCACGCGUCAGACUAUAGCAUCUCGUACGCGCCUGAAAACAUGUCCAAGUUCUUUGACCAACUGGCGGCUACGGGCCACUUCCGUUUGCAGACUGGCGUGUUUGAGAAGGAUGGGAUCUACAUCAUAGCAUCCCCAGACUUGCACGAAAGGCUUGAUGACAUCCAGGCGAUGAUGGCGGUUACCAAGAAGGACACCUUUGAGGAGAAGUCGAGCGCCGGGUAUAUACUAGUGGUGCGGCCGGAGGAGCCUCUGAGUUGGUUUGGCGAGGUCAUCAACGUGUCGCUCAGGAGCCAAGUUAUUGACUUGAAGCGUGGGCAGCUUCGUCUCUGCGCCACCAGCUCGCAAGCCCUUCCCAAUGCCAGAAAGGAAUUCCUGGAUGCGGUUGACAUGCAUGUUGAUCUUUUACAAGAAGCGAGAUCGAACAUUCACAAGGUUAACCAAAAAUUGACGGACAUUCGGAAGGUCACAUACAAGCUUUCCAACACGUUCAUGGACAGCGUCGAAACGAUUCGGAGACAGGCGCAAGGAACGGGAACAGACUGCAAUGAGCUCAUUCAGACCUGCUUUGUGUUUGCGACAGACUUUGGUCAGCGAUCGUUGCUCUACAUGGACAGCAACAGACGGCAGAUGAAUAAUCUGAAGCUCACCAAGCUUGCCCUUGACUGGGUCAGCUUCAUCUGCGACGACUGCGUUGCCUCGGACAGAAGGACGUUUCGCUGGGCAGUGCUUGCGCUGGAACUGGCCAUGGGCAUGACUCGUGGACGACACAUGCUCGCGCUUGGCGAAAAGGAGUACUCGACGCUGCGAAUCAAGGUGGCUGGGUGCAUGUCGGUAUUGAUCUCCCACUUUGACAUCAUGGGCGCGCGAUCCAACUUGGCGGCGCAGGCGGAGAGAGAAAGAGUCGAGGCGAUGAUGGGCCAGUUCAAGAAGCUGGACAGCAAGAAGAUGCUUGACGACGAGGAAGCGGCGAGAUGCAUAGCGCUGCAGCGGAUCGAGCUGCUCGACAAGGUUGACGAGGCUCGGCUGGAGAAGGAAGCCGAGCGGCGAUCGCUAGGCCGUGUCCUGGAGGCGAAUAACGAAGCCGACCGGUCGCUGGCCUACCUGUCGUCGUCGUCGAUGAACAUGACGAUGCGCUGGCAGCAGGGUCACUUUGUUGGGGGUGGUACUUUUGGCAACGUCUAUGCCGCCAUGAACCUCGAGUCGGGCCAGCUGAUGGCUGUCAAGGAGAUUCGACUGCAGGAUCCCAAGCAGAUCCCGACGAUUGCGGAGCAAAUUCGGGACGAAAUGGGCGUGCUGGAGGUGUUGGACCAUCCCAACGUCGUGGCGUACCACGGCAUCGAGGUGCAUCGCGACCGUGUCUACAUCUUCAUGGAGUACUGCUCUGGCGGGUCCCUUGCCAACCUGCUUGAGCAUGGACGAAUCGAGGACGAGCAGGUCAUCACUGUGUAUGCGUUGCAGUUGCUCGAGGGCCUCGUGUAUCUGCAUGAAAGCUGCAUCACCCAUCGUGAUAUUAAGCCAGAGAAUAUCUUGCUUGAUCAUAAUGGCAUCAUCAAGUAUGUUGACUUUGGUGCUGCCAAGGUGAUUGCCAGACAAGGCCGAACGCUGGCGCAGGACCUGCACGCGACGAAGCCGAACAAGUCGAUGACGGGCACGCCCAUGUACAUGUCGCCGGAGGUGAUCAAGGGAGAGCUCUCGGAGAACUCCGGCAAGGCCGGGGCGGUGGACAUCUGGUCUCUGGGGUGUGUCAUUCUGGAGAUGACGACGGGCCGGCGACCGUGGUCCAAUUUGGACAACGAGUGGUCCAUCAUGUACAACAUUGGACAGGGCAACGCGCCGGCGCUCCCGACGACGGAGUUUCUGAGUCCGCAGGGCCUCGACUUUUUGAAGAAGUGCUUCAUCCGCGACCCGAGCAAGCGGUGGACGGCUGUCGAGCUGCUCCAGCAUGAGUGGAUCAUGGCCAUCCGCAGCCAGGUGGUGGAGUCGCCGACGCCGAGCGAGAUGAGCUCGUCGGCCGCGACGACGCCGUACUCGAUGUAUCAGUGA